AUGGCUGGCAUGGAUCUGGGGGAGUUCACCCUGUUCCGCCCGGACGCAAUACUCCAGCGUAGGGAUAUCAGGACAACGUUCUCUAGCUGGGAUAAUUGCAUGGCCAAGUCAUACUGCAAGCGGCCUCAUAUUGAUUGGGGCACUCUGGAGCAUAAUCGCGUGCGCCUGCUGCGGCUACACAUGUUGUAA
Blastomyces gilchristii SLH14081 is the source of this 189-nucleotide messenger RNA. RefSeq lists its product as uncharacterized. Lineage: Eukaryota; Fungi; Ascomycota; Eurotiomycetes; Onygenales; Ajellomycetaceae. The record is from RefSeq and is a predicted model, not a curated record. The transcript is spliced from 2 exons. The coding region runs from base 1 to 189 and encodes 62 amino acids.